This is a messenger RNA of Brassica napus (rape), 1365 nucleotides long. RefSeq lists its product as uncharacterized. The record is from RefSeq and is a predicted model, not a curated record. NCBI's taxonomy places the organism in Eukaryota, Viridiplantae, Streptophyta, Magnoliopsida, Brassicales, Brassicaceae. Bases 1 to 1365 code for a protein of 454 amino acids. The transcript is spliced from 2 exons.
AUGUCUGGAUUUGGUCAUUGUAUUUCAGUAUCUAGCACGGAGUCCGAACUAGAGGAACCUGCAUCCACCGACCAAGAAGAAGCUGCAUCCACCGAGCCGGAAUUUAUUGUCACCACGCCGACUUUCCCGGAAAGACUGUUCGCACGUAAUUGCUAUCCUGGCAAACCUCGACUGAACAUCUAUUCAAAGGCGAGUAUCAUUGGAUCGUUAGUGAAGUUGCUAAGAGGCUCCCCUGAAAUGAAUUGUCUGCUAGGAAGUCAGUUUGGAGCUCUGUUCCACUUACCUGUAUCGCGCUGCUCAAACUCUGCGAAACUUGUACAUUCUCUCCUCAGCCGUCAGCUGGUUACGAUGCGCCUAUAUGAGCUCUGGUUCUUGUUUGCAGACAAGCCACUACGCUUUUCUCUGCGUGAGUUCGGAGACAUCACGGGGCUGAAAUGCGAGCCUGAAAGGGAAAAAGUUGGAAACGGGUCAGAAUCUAUCGAUGCCACACCUGGACGUAUGUGGAAAGAGUUGUUUGAAACUGAAGAUGAAGACGUGACUGUACCAGAUGUUCUUCGUAUGCUUGAACAGCCUAGUCUUCCUGAGUGGAAGCGGUUGCCACUAGCUCUCAUUGCGCUUGUAGAUGGGCUCCUGGUUUGUGGUCACAAACUUCUUCGUGUGACGCCUGCUUACGUCGAGAUGCUGGAAGACACCAGAUCAUUUCUUCAAUAUCCAUGGGGGAGAGAGGCAUUCGUCAGCACUCUGUCUAGAUUGAGACCACCUCAACCUUCUGAUCCUUCUAAAAUGGAUAAAUCCCUUUCGGUCAUGCGCCUUCGUUUGAAACAGCAGUCAACAGCGUGUUAUGGGUUCCCUCUGGCGCUGCAACUUUUUGCUUUUAAAGCUAUCCCCUCAUUGCUUGAGAAAAUUCCCGAACCUAAUAAAACCACUUCUUUCUUGCAAGAACCAGAAGGAUGCGACUCAACAAAUGCACUUCUGAAUUUUGAAGACAUACUUCUGGUGGAAACCCAAACUGAGGUUAUUGUUACGUAUUCAAUCCCAGAUGAAGGUGGGGAUCCAAAGUGGAAGAAAGAAGUAAUCGAUCCCCAAAUAGAUAACUUAGUUCGUCGAAUGCGGGAAGGGCACGAGUUCAAAGCAACAGACUUUAGAGGAGGUGAUUCAUCCCUUCCACCUCUGAAGCCAGCCGAAAAGGCUGAAGGUGUUGGUGUCAAAAAUAAGUGUCAAAAGCCGUCUAAUCGGUUUGGGAAAGCAUGUGAUGAACCUGGAAGUUCGACUCAGGCGCCUCAGCGUCCUAUUCGACCUCGUCGUGGGAUAUGUAAACAGGCUGAACCAGGAAGCUUAUCAGAUAAGGAGCAAGAGCUGAACUGA